Messenger RNA from Drosophila navojoa, 2474 nucleotides. It is a transcript of the gene gb, whose product is annotated as solute carrier family 7 member genderblind. Gene Ontology annotation, cellular component: membrane. Gene Ontology annotation, molecular function: L-amino acid transmembrane transporter activity. The record is from RefSeq and is a predicted model, not a curated record. Gene Ontology annotation, biological process: amino acid transmembrane transport. Lineage: Eukaryota; Metazoa; Arthropoda; Insecta; Diptera; Drosophilidae.
UUAGCAAAUUAGCAUAUUUUUUUGCAAAAAGUCAAUUACAUGUGCGAACGCGAAUGAGAUAGCAACACGGUGUGAGAGACGCUGCAUUGGUUAAAAAGAGUCAAAUAUAGAUUUACGAAGUGGGUUAGCAAAACAAUCAAUGAAAUGCAUGGAUUUAGAAGAGAGAAUUGUUAACCGGCAGAUUAGGGAAUGCGAGAAUGAAGAAAUAAAUUCAUGAUAAGCCAGUAAACGUCACACCACCAUAUAUCAACGACCACACACACGCAUAAACUCCGAGCACACACCGAGACCUCCUCAUUCUCAUCAAACAAGACGACACUCCUCUGGCUUGCUUAAUCAAUUAGCUCGACACACCACACAAACUUAAACCUCAGUUCAUUUUGGUCAGUCUAGUUUUGUACUCGAAGCGAAGCGUGCGUGUCCGGCAUUAAAGCUCCUCAGCACACACACACACAUACACAUUGACAGAAUGGCGUCCAACGAACUACAGUCGCCGACGAGCGAAAUGGUGUUGCUUACACCAAACACUGAGAAUCCGCCCAGCAUUGUGGCAGCUGCGACCAAGGAUAAGGAUGCCAAGCGAGAGGGAUCUGCCGAAUCGGACAGCAGUCGUGUUGUGAUGAAGAAACAGUUGGGCUUACUCGAAGGUGUGGCCAUUAUACUGGGAAUUAUAUUUGGCUCGGGCAUAUUUGUUUCGCCCAAAGGUGUCCUGCAGGAGGUGGAAGCAGUGGGCACCUCCCUGGUCAUUUGGGUGCUAUGUGGCUUGCUCUCCAUGAUCGGUGCUCUUUGCUAUGCGGAACUGGGUACAGCCAUACCCAAGUCUGGCGGGGAUUAUGCCUAUAUAUUCGAGGCAUACGGCUCACUGCCGGCUUUCUUAUAUCUAUGGGAUGCCAUGAUGAUAUUUGUGCCGACGACAAAUGCCAUAAUGGGUCUAACAUUCGCCUCCUAUGUGCUGCAGCCCUUUUUCGCCGAUGGCUGCGAGAUACCAAAACUUGCACUGCAGCUGUUGGCAGCGGUUACCAUCUGCUUUCUGACCUACUUGAACUGCUAUUAUAUGAAGGUGACAACGAAAAUGCAAAACGUUAUCAUGUUCACCAAAAUAGCGGCUUUGGUAUUGAUCAUUAUCGUUGGGUCCAUCUGGAUGCUGAUGGGUCAUACGGAGAACUUUGAUAAGCCUUUUGAGAAUACCGAAACCGAUCCUGGCAAGCUAUCGGUGGCAUUCUAUUCGGGCAUUUUCUCAUAUGCCGGCUGGAACUAUUUGAAUUUCAUGACCGAAGAGCUGCGCGAUCCAUAUCGCAAUUUACCGCGUGCCAUUUAUAUAUCAUUGCCCUUGGUAACUGGCAUUUAUGUGCUGGCCAAUAUGGCCUAUCUGGCUGUGCUAUCGGCACCCGAGAUGAUCGCUUCCAAUGCCAUUGCUGUGACCUUUGGCAACAAAAUUAUGGGCAACUUUGCUCUCAUCAUACCCAUUAUGGUGGCCAUCUCGGCUUUUGGCGGUCUUUCAGUACACAUUAUGACAUCGUCGCGUAUGUGUUUUGUGGGCGCGCGAAAUGGACAUAUGCCCGCAGUGCUCUCUCAUAUCAGUGUUAAGAGCUACACGCCGUUGCCUUCUCUAGCUUUUCUGUGUCUGCUCUCAAUUGUGAUGCUGCUUGUGAGCGAUGUGUAUGUGCUUAUCACUUAUUCCAGCAUUGUGGAGUCUUUCUUUAUUAUGCUAUCGGUGUCGGCUGUUUUGUACUUUCGCUACAAGCGCCCCAAUAUGGAUCGGCCAAUUAAAGUCUCAUUGUGGAUACCCGCAGUGUUUGUCGUUGUGUGCGCCUUUCUGGUAGUCGUUCCGGUUUAUGUUGCGCCAUUUGAGGUCGCUAUGGGCUUGCUAAUAACACUAAUUGGCAUCCCAUUCUAUUACGUCGGCAUCGUGUGGAAGAACAAACCAAUAUGGGUGCAGCACGCGAUUGAUUCAUUGACAUUUACGUGCCAAAAACUCUUUUUGUCCGCCAAGGAGGAGAAAGAGGAUUAAUUAAAGACAAGGAUAUAAAUAAGAGAAUUCAUCACAAAUAUACAAUACAUCACAAUCAAUACAUCACAAUCGAUACAUCAUAAAAAAGGAAGGAAAGAACGUUGACCAUAAGUGCAAAGACAUCGAAUAUUAUUUUUGAUAUAUUUAUGUAUUUGACACAGUUGUGGACUACGUAAAUUGUUAAGUUCCAGUUAUAAUGCUUUCUGUAUACCACAAAUUAGAGAUUGGUUUAUAUUUUCAUAUUUACGUGACGAGGAACAGUUUGUAAAUUGUUAUUAUCUAACUUAUUUCGAUCUGAUUUGUAUCAUGUACUAUAGACUAGAUGUUUAAAAUAUUUUUGGCCAGACCACAUAUGUGUGCUUAGGUAGGUUUUUAAAUUAUAUUACUAUUAUCUUGUUAGACCAAAGUCCACCAAUGUAAUAUGCCAAAGUUCAUAAUACAUAUAUAAUUUAUUCAUCACAGA